AUGGAGGAAGCUAACGAGACGAUCAGCCACCUUUCUUCCUUCGAAUCGACAACGGCCGGAAACGCGACGGAGCCGUCGUCGACGUCGUCGUCGGCAGCGUGGGCACUGCGGUCGUCGGUCGAUCUGGACAUAGCCGUGCGCAUCACGCUCUACGCUCUGAUCUUCGUGCUGUCGGUCGUCGGCAACGUUCUCGUCAUAGUCACGCUCGUGCAGAACAAGCGCAUGCGAACGGUGACGAAUGUCUUCCUGCUCAACCUGAGCGUUAGCGACCUGCUGCUCAGCCUCCUCUGUAUGCCCUUCACGCUCGUCGGCGGCAUACUGCAGCGCUGGAUAUUCGGCUCCUUCACGUGCGUGCUGCUGCCGUACCUGCAAGCCGUGUCAGUCGCAGUGAGUGCCUUCACACUUGUCGCCAUCUCUCUCGAACGCUACUUCGCCAUAUGUCACCCGCUGACGUCCCGUCGAUGGCAAACGUUGUCGCACGCCUACAAGACCAUCACCGUGAUCUGGAUAGCCGCCGGAACAGUGGCGGUCCCUAUCGCCGUGACGACGAAGCUCACUCCCAUAAUGCACGGCAGAUUCAAGUGCCGUGAACAGUGGCCGACACGGUCGGCCGAGCGCGUGUACACGCUGAUGAUAGAUGUGGUCAUGUUCCUGCUGCCGUGUUUGCUCAUGAUGGCAGCUUACAGCCUCAUCUCGCACACACUCUGGCAAGGCAUCAAGAUAGAGGAGCAGGACAUGAAAGCCGAGCAGGAGAGCCGCAACGCUGCGUGCGGUCUCGGCAGGAAGGCGGAGGAGAGUGUCUCACUGCGCUGUAACGGCAGCAUGAAGCCGAGGCCCGCGCACAGGCAGCUGAUGCGCAAGUCCACCGCCAACACGGAGAAGAACCUCAAGGCGAAGAAGCGCGUCAUCCGCAUGCUCUUCGUCGUCGUGCUCGAGUUCUUUCUCUGCUGGGGUCCGCUCUACACGACCUACACGUGGGCGCUCUUCGAUCCGAAGCGCGUCUUCAAUCUGAUCGGACCGCUCGGCUACAACCUCGUGUUGCUGGUGGCUUAUGCGAGCUCGUGCACGAACCCGAUCACGUACUGUUUCAUGAACAAGAAGUACCGGCAGGCGUUCAUCUCGGCCUGCUCGUGCCGCAUGCGCACGUUUGGCGUCGUCGAUAAUCGAUCGAUCGAUUCGUCGACGUCGAUCAGUCUAAUGCGACACAGCACCAAAGUCACAGUAUAG
Molecule: messenger RNA, 1227 nt
Organism: Priapulus caudatus
Lineage: Eukaryota; Metazoa; Priapulida; Priapulimorpha; Priapulimorphida; Priapulidae
Product: cholecystokinin receptor-like
Exons: 4
Coding region: 1-1227 (408 amino acids)
Biological process (GO): neuropeptide signaling pathway
Cellular component (GO): membrane
Molecular function (GO): neuropeptide receptor activity; gastrin receptor activity
Source: RefSeq, a predicted model, not a curated record